AUGCAAUAUUCUGUAAGAGUAACACCUGAAAAGGAAAAGAUGGAUUCUGUAAAAGCUACACCUGAAAAGAAGAAAGCUAGAGAAUCAACAUGGAGUGGUACUAAUCAAAUCAAUGUGGUUAAGAAGUUGGUAAUAGUCAAUGAAUUUUCCACGAUUGAUUUCUGUAAGUAUAUUUUCGAUAGCUUGGUUAGCAGAAAGGAGAUGUGGAAAAGGGAUGAUAAAACAUGCUAUUACACUGGAACUAUAUUACUCUUGACGCUGGUGCAUGUUUAUAACAUGAAGUUUUCAAACCCUAAGUUGGUCAAAAAGCUACCUUUUAUCUGA
Messenger RNA from Lactuca saligna, 324 nucleotides. NCBI's taxonomy places the organism in Eukaryota, Viridiplantae, Streptophyta, Magnoliopsida, Asterales, Asteraceae. The record is from the annotation of a GenBank genome assembly.